AUGAGCUCGUGCGCGCGUGAGAGCACGGAGCCUGUUCCGCUGGUGUCAGUGGGGGCGAAUGGGUGCCUGACGGUGAGGCCGGAGGCGGGGCGGUUGAUAGAGGAGAUAGAGGGAGACAUUGGGGUGGUUUGCAUAGCUGGAUGCUACAGGACGGGGAAGAGUUACAUAAUGAAUCGGUUGCUGGGUCGACAGUCGGGGUUCGCGGUGGGUCCGACGGUGAAUCCGUGCACGAGGGGCGUGUACGUGUGGGGGAGUCCGAUAAGGGUGGCGACGAGGGGGGAGAGGCAGAUGUCGGUGAUAUUGGUGGACACGGAGGGGUUGGGGUCGGUGGAGAAGGCGCAGACGCACGACAUAAAGAUAUUUUCGUUGGCGGUGUUGAUGGCGUCGUACUUUGUGUACAAUUCGGUGGGGGUGAUAGACGAGAGGGCGUUGGACUCGUUGUCGCUGGUGACGAAUUUGGUGGAGUUGAUGAGUGCGAAGGCGUCGCCGAGGGGUCGGGAGGUGGGGUACUACUUCCCGGACUUUUUGUGGUUGUUGAGGGACUUCACGUUGCAGUUGAGGGACGAGGAGGGGAGGCCGAUGACGGCGGCGCAGUAUUUGGAGGGGGCGUUGAGGGAGAGGCCGGGGGAGCACGAGGGACAGAGGGGGAAGAACAGGAUAAGAGAGAGCAUCAAGAGGGCGUUUAGGAGGAGGGAUUGUUUUACGAUAGUGAGGCCGGUGGAGGACGAGUCGAAGUUGCAGUCGGUGGACGCGGUGGAGUACGGGGAGUUGCGUCCGGAGUUUCGGCGCCAGUGCGAGCAGUUGGUGAGGAAGGUGUUUGAGGAGGUGCGACCGAAGCAGGUUUACGGGAAGAACAUGACGGGGUCUGGGUUGGUGGAGAUGUUGAGGCGGUACGUGAAGGCGAUGAACACGGGUGGGAUACCGUCGAUAGAGUCGACGUGGGACAGCAUUUCGAUGUUGGAGAACCGGAAGGUGAUGGAGCAGGUGUUCCAGCAGUGGAAGAAGUCGAUGCAUGCGAAGCUGAGCGAGGCGAUGUCGGAGGAGAAGUUGGGCGAGUUGUACGAGAAGUCGAGGGCGGAGGCGAGGGAGAUGUUUGAGAGCGAGAGGUAUGCGGGGGGAGAGGAGACGGAGGCGUACAUGGAGGCGUUGCAGGGGAAGAUGAGGGUGCAGUACGAGGGGUUGGUGAAGCAGAAUCAGGAUCGGUCGGCGCAGGUACAAGUCGGUGGAGGCGUUGUUGGAGGCGUGGAAGAGAGAGGUGCAGGACGUGUAUUUUUCGAAGUUGAGUGGGGAGGUGGCGACGGGCGCGAUGUACAGGACCUACGUGGAGUUUUGCGGGAGCAAGUACGGGGAGGUGGUUGGGCGGUACGUGGGGAGGGUGGGGGAGUUGAGGAGGGAGUUGGAGGAGGCGAGGCGGCGAGCGAGAGGGGGGAGGAGGAGUUGGAGGGUCGGCGGGUGGCGCUGGAGGAGAAGGAGAGGGAGUUGAAGGGGGUGAGGGGGGAGUUGGAGGAGAGGAGGAGGGAGUUGGAGGAGAGGAGGAGGGAGUUGAAGGGGGUGAGGGGGGAGUUGGAGGAGAGGAGGAGGGAGUUGAAGGGGGUGAGGGGCGAGUUGGAAGGGGUGAGGGGCGAGUUGGAAGGGGUGAGGGGCGAGUUGGAAGGAGUGAGGGGCGAGUUGGAAGGAGUGAGGGGCGAGUUGGAAGGGGUGAGGGCGAGUUGGAGGAGGCGGUGA
Molecule: messenger RNA, 1725 nt
Organism: Schistocerca gregaria
Lineage: Eukaryota; Metazoa; Arthropoda; Insecta; Orthoptera; Acrididae
Product: guanylate-binding protein 4-like
Exons: 3
Coding region: 1-1725 (574 amino acids)
Molecular function (GO): GTP binding; GTPase activity
Source: RefSeq, a predicted model, not a curated record